AUGUCAUAUCAAUUCCAUUCUACUAAAAGCCAUCAAACAGAAAGUAGUAUUGAAGCUGACUUUCAUUAUGAAACUACACAUGUAGAAGUAAGUAAAGAAGGAGUUAUUUGUACUCCAAUUGCUAAAGACUACAAAUUUAAAGUAGAUAAAAAGAUUCCAAAGAUGGGUCUUAUGAUGAUUGGAUGGGGAGGAAAUAAUGGAACUACUGUUACUGCAGGAAUUCUUGCGAAUAAACACCAUCUUUGUUGGACUGAUAGAAGAGGAGUUCAUGAACCAAAUUAUUAUGGAUCAUAUACUCAAUCAGCUACAAUGAGACUUGGAGCUACAUCUGAAGGAGAAGAAAUUUAUGCACCAUAUAAAGAUAUUUUACCAUUUGUUUGUCCAGAUAAUAUUGUUGUAGGAGGAUGGGAUAUUUCAAAAGUAAAUAUGGCAGAUGCACUUAAAAGAGCACAAGUAGUUGAUUAUGAUCUUCAAAGACAAUUAUAUCCAUAUAUGAAAGAAUUAGUUCCAUUACCAUCAAUUUAUUAUAAAUCAUACAUAGCAGCAAAUCAAGAUGAUAGAGCUGAUAAUGUUAUUCCAGGAACUAAACAAAAUCAUCUUGAUACAGUAAGACAAAAUAUUAGAGAUUUUAAAGCACAACAUGGACUUGAUAAAAUAGUUGUUUUAUGGACUGCUACAACAGAAAGAUAUAUUUUCUUGUAUCAUCAGGACUUAAAUUACCAAUCAAUUGUAUCAUAUAAUCAUCUUGGGAAUAAUGAUGGAAAGAAUUUAAGUUCACCAUCACAAUUUAGAUCUAAAGAAAUAUCAAAAUCAAAUGUUGUUUCUGAUGUUGUUAAAUCUAAUAAUAUUAUGUAUAAGGAAGGAGAACAUCCAGAUCAUGUCAUUGUUAUUAAAUAUGUUCCAUAUGUAGGAGAUUCUAAAAGAGCUAUGGAUGAAUAUACUUCAGAGAUUUUCUUAGGAGGACAUAAUACAAUUGCUCUUCAUAACACUUGUGAAGAUUCUCUUCUUGCUGCUCCAUUAAUGAUUGAUCUUGCUGUUUUAAUGGAAUUUAUGACUAGAGUCACUUACUCUAUUGAUGGUAAAGAAUUUAAAAACUUUAAUUCUGUAAUGUCUAUGAUUUCUUAUCUUCUUAAAGCACCCGUUGUACCAAAAGGUUCUCCAGUUAUUAAUGCUUUAUUUAAACAAAGAGAAUGUCUUGAUAAUUUCUUUAGAGCACUUCUUGGACUUCCAUGUGAUAAUCAUCUUCUUCUUGAAGGAAAGACUGAACAUUUCUUCUAA
Entamoeba histolytica HM-1:IMSS is the source of this 1278-nucleotide messenger RNA. RefSeq names its product L-myo-inositol-1-phosphate synthase, putative. Gene Ontology annotation, cellular component: cytoplasm. Bases 1 to 1278 code for a protein of 425 amino acids. The transcript has 2 exons. Lineage: Eukaryota; Evosea; Mastigamoebida; Endamoebidae. Gene Ontology annotation, molecular function: inositol-3-phosphate synthase activity. The record is from RefSeq and is a predicted model, not a curated record. Gene Ontology annotation, biological process: phospholipid biosynthetic process; inositol biosynthetic process.